Benincasa hispida (wax gourd) is the source of this 1647-nucleotide messenger RNA. Its product is annotated as Pectin lyase-like superfamily protein. The record is from RefSeq and is a predicted model, not a curated record. Lineage: Eukaryota; Viridiplantae; Streptophyta; Magnoliopsida; Cucurbitales; Cucurbitaceae. Gene Ontology annotation, biological process: cell wall modification; pectin catabolic process. Gene Ontology annotation, molecular function: pectinesterase activity.
AGAAAGAAUGAAAGAGGAAAAGAUUCACGGGCAACUCGAAAACAAACAACAGGAAGUUUUAAAUUUCUUUGGCUUCAAAGUUGUAACCCACAUUUUUAUAUCCCAAAAUUUCAACCUGUCUUCUGUUUGUGGCUUAUAUUCAAACCUCUUUCUCUCUCUCUGUUCUCCUCUGUCAGUGGAAACACCCGUGAACUCUUAACUCAUUCAUUCUCACUGAUUCUCUCUUAUUACCAUUCUCCUUUCCACCUAAUCCCAUUCCCUUUUCUCUCUAUAUAAAACCCAAACCCCAUUUUUAAUAACAAUUCCAUUCCCCAUUCCUCUUUCAAACUCCUUCUCAAAUCAUCAUGUCAAAACUUCACCCUCCUCCUCCUCCUCCUCCUCUUCUUCUUCUUCUUCUUCUUCUGUUGAGCUUGAGUUUCACUCAAACGCACUGCCAUACUAAAGGUUUAAAACCCAAGAACUCAUCCAGGAACAUUCUUCCCAAGAAUUCAACUAAAACCGAAUUCUCAGAACAGCAAUUCAUGAAAUGGGUGAAAUUCGUCGGUAGUCUCAGACACUCUGUUUUCAGAACGGCGAAGAAUAAGCUUUUUCCUUCUUACACACUCCAUGUAGCUAAAAAUCCCGCCGCCGGUGACUUCACGUCGAUCCAAGACGCGGUUGAUUCAUUACCCUUCAUUAAUUUAGUCAGAGUCGUCAUCAAGGUUCACGCAGGUGUAUACACAGAAAAAGUAAUCAUACCUCCAUUAAAAUCAUUCAUAACAAUCGAAGGAGCGGGAGCAGAGAAAACGAUCGUUCAAUGGGGAGACACAGCACAAACACCAGGGGCAAAUGGGCAGCCAAUGGGAACAUACAAUUCCGCAACAUUCGCAGUAAAUUCCCCUUAUUUCAUAGCCAAAAACAUCACAUUCAAGAACACAACCCCUGUUCCAGCGCCAGGGGCAAUCGGAAAGCAAGCAGUGGCAUUCAGAAUAUCAGCAGACACAGCAGCGUUCUACGGAUGCAGAUUCUUGGGAGCUCAAGACACAUUAUACGAUCAUUUAGGUCGGCAUUAUUACAAAGAUUGCUACAUAGAAGGAUCAGUGGACUUCAUAUUUGGAAAUGGGUUGUCUCUGUUCGAGGGAUGUCACGUGCAUGCGAUAGCGCAAUAUACAGGAGCCUUGACAGCGCAAGGGAGGAGCAGCUUGUUGGAAGACACAGGGUUUUCAUUCGUAAAGUGUAAGGUCACGGGUUCAGGAGCUCUGUAUUUGGGCAGAGCAUGGGGGCCAUUUUCGAGAGUGGUGUUUGCUUAUACUUAUAUGGACAAUAUUAUCAUUCCCAAAGGAUGGUAUAAUUGGGGCGAUCCCAACCGUGAAAUGACUGUAUUUUAUGGGCAAUACAAAUGUACUGGAGAAGGAGCUAGUUUUGCUGGUCGAGUUUCAUGGUCUAGAGAACUCACCGAUGAAGAAGCCAAGCCUUUUAUUUCCCUUACCUUCAUCGACGGCUCCGAAUGGAUCAAAAUAUAAUUUCUUUUUUAAUUAUUAUCAUUAUUAUUAUACACAUUUUAAUUACUAAUUAAACAAAAUAAUUCAAGUACCAUAUCAUCAAUAUGGGUUUAUUAGGUUACAAAUCUCUUGUAUUUAAUCUUUUCACUUUACUCAUAAAUCUAUA